AUGACCACCAUGGAUCUCCGUGUCGGUAACAAGUACCGUAUCGGCCGCAAGAUCGGUUCCGGUUCGUUCGGUGAUAUUUACCUCGGCACCAACAUUAUCUCCGGAGAGGAGAUCGCCAUCAAGCUCGAGAGCGUCAAGGCCAAGCACCCCCAGCUCGAGUAUGAGGCCAGAGUCUACAAGUCCCUCGCUGGCGGUGUUGGCAUCCCCUUCGUCCGCUGGUUCGGUACCGAGUGUGACUACAACGCCAUGGUCCUCGACCUCCUUGGCCCCAGUCUGGAGGACCUCUUCAACUUCUGCAACAGAAAGUUCUCUCUCAAGACCGUCCUCUUGCUCGCCGACCAGUUGAUUUCUCGUAUCGAGUACAUCCACGCCAAGUCCUUCAUUCACCGUGAUAUCAAGCCCGACAACUUCCUCAUGGGCAUUGGCAAGCGUGGAAACCAGGUCAACGUCAUCGACUUCGGUCUGGCCAAGAAGUACCGCGACCCGAAGACGCACUUCCACAUCCCUUACAGGGAGAACAAGAACCUUACCGGAACCGCUCGUUACGCUUCCAUUAACACCCACUUGGGCGUCGAACAAUCCCGCCGCGAUGACAUGGAGUCUUUGGGCUACGUCAUGCUUUACUUCUGCCGUGGAUCUCUGCCCUGGCAGGGACUGAAGGCUGCCACCAAGAAGCAGAAGUACGAUAGAAUCAUGGAGAAGAAGAUGACCACCCCCACCGAGGUCCUCUGCCGUGGCUUCCCCAACGAGUUUGCCAUCUACCUCAACUACACCCGCUCCCUCCGAUUCGACGACAAGCCCGACUACAGCUACCUCCGCAAGAUCUUCCGUGAUUUAUUCGUCCGCGAGGGCUUUCAGUACGACUACGUGUUCGACUGGACCGUUUACAAGUACCAGAAGAACGCCCAGGCCAUCGCUCAGGCUGCUGGAGCCACCCAGGAGGAGGAUGAGAAGGCUCGCGCUUCUCGCACCAACGCCGCUACUGCCGGCCGUGCCGCGAAGUGA
This is a messenger RNA of Colletotrichum aenigma, 1005 nucleotides long. Its product is annotated as Casein kinase I-like protein hhp1. Lineage: Eukaryota; Fungi; Ascomycota; Sordariomycetes; Glomerellales; Glomerellaceae. Bases 1 to 1005 code for a protein of 334 amino acids. The record is from RefSeq and is a predicted model, not a curated record. The transcript has 4 exons. Gene Ontology annotation, cellular component: nucleus; cytoplasm. Gene Ontology annotation, biological process: peptidyl-serine phosphorylation; signal transduction; endocytosis. Gene Ontology annotation, molecular function: protein serine/threonine kinase activity; ATP binding.